This is a messenger RNA of Stylonychia lemnae, 2205 nucleotides long. The record is from the annotation of a GenBank genome assembly. Lineage: Eukaryota; Ciliophora; Spirotrichea; Sporadotrichida; Oxytrichidae.
AUGGCAAAAAUUUUUAUAAAAGAUGAGGAGGAAAUGGCUGGGUAUUUUUAAAUAGACAUUACAGAUAAGUUGAUAGAUGACUAUAAAUAAAUAAGAAAAUAGGACAAUGAAUAUAUUAUUAAAGAAAUGACUACUAAUCUCAGUAAAUAUCUAAAAUUUAUACCUGGCAUUGGAACUUGUUUUGGAGUUUUUUAAAAUAAUUUAGUUGCUCUUGAAUUCAUAGCAAAGUAGCUGUCUUUGAGAGAUAAAUUAUCUAUACCAAUAUUAAUCUGCUAGAAAAUGUUAACAGAAGAAUCACCAUUAGAUUUUUCAGUUAAAGCUCAUUAAAGAAAGAUCAGCAAUAUUAUGCUUUAAAUUUUAAUAAAAUAUCAAGAUCAUAUCUUGUUUAACGAACUAGUUGAUAAAAACUUUUGCAAUUUAAUCAAGCAAUAAAUUGACUUGCAAGAAUACUUUGAGAGUAAUUUACCUAAAUAUGAAAUUCUUACUAGAUUAUUUUCAGACUAUCCCAGAUAGCAUAAUGAUCAUAGAGAAUUAAUAGUAGGAGUUAAUCUAGACAAUCCCAAAGAUGUUGAAAAAUAAUAUAGAGAAUUGUUUCGGGAUAAAUUAUCUAGACUAAAUGAAAAAGAUUUUACAACUUUAGUCUCGAUUGAAUACUAUUUGAUUAACUUGCCAAUUACUUUGUAAAAAAAUCCAACGUAUUUAAUGCAAGUGCUAAGUGAAACAGAAAAUCCUGAAUAUUUUGAGAAUAGAAUCAUUUAGACAAUUAUUAAUUUCAAAUGGAAUUAAUACACUAGGAAAUUCUAUCAUGCCAGAUUUUAUGUUUACUUGAUUUUUAUGGCAUCGUUUUUUACAGAUAUCUUUUAUUCAACUUACUCAUUGCAAAAUACUAACCAAGAAUAAAGAGCAGAGGAUUAAAGAAGUGAAAUAUCAUAAUUUAAUAGGAUAUUAAAAAUUAUAACAAAGAUCGUCUGCUGUUUGGUACUAGCAUUCUUUUCUUUCGAAGAAGUAAAAUAGUUAUUAGUAUAAAAAGGCAAAUACUUUAAAAAUGGUUGGAAUUACUUUGAUUUUUUGCAUAUUAUAACUUAUGUUGCAUUUUGUAUCAUUGAAUUUACUAAUUAGAGCCAAGAUACUUAAAUCUUGAUUUAAAUAACAGUGAUUUUUCUUACUUUUAUGAAACUCUUAUUCUUUUUAAGGAUUUAUGAUGGUAUUAGUUUUCUGAUCUAAAUGUUAGUAGGCGUUUUUAAAGAUCUUAGAUAUUUCUUAAUCCUUUUCUUAAUUUUCAUAUUGCAAUUCGGGAUGAUAUUUUUAGUUUUAUUCAAGGCUGGACAGAUAGAAGAAUAUAAUGGUGUUGAUAAACUAGCCUAUUUCUUGAUGGUUUUCAGGAUUUCAUCUGGAGAUUUCUAGAUGGAUGAUUACCACAAUUAAGGAGAUUUACUUGUGGUCUUCUCAUGGAUAAUCUGGCUAAUAACUGUUUUGACAUUAAAUAUCGUGUUCAUGAAUUUUAUUAUUGCUGUUAUCUCUGAAUCAUACGAGAGAGUAAUGCAGAAACUAGUGGCUGAAUCAUACAAGGUGAAAGCUAGCUUGAUUUUUGAGAGAGAGCUGCUAUUCAAUCAGAUUGAAUUGAAAAUGGAAAAAUAUUUUCCUAAUUAUAUUGUGGGAAGAAGACCAUUAAACACUGAAAUUAAAGAGGCUGGAGAAUGGCAGGGAUUCAUAAAAGAUCUUAAGUAGACUAUAAGAACUACUGUCACUAAGGCAAAAGGUGAAAUCAUUUAAAAUAUUCAUUCUGUUUAAAGUUAGAAUCAUUAGAAAAUUGAUGAACUAUUUUCAUAGAAUUCUAAGUAUUCUUGUUCAAAUGAAGGACUAGAAGAAAUGAUAUCAAAGUUAGUUAAACAAAAUUAAGAAGAAAAUCCAAUUACAAACAAUAAUCUCAAUUAAUUGAAGUAAUCUAUAGUUAAUGAAGAUGAAAGUAUAAGAGGAGACAUUAAAGAACUAAAUAUUCAAAUGAAAAAUCUUGAAAAUUAUGCAAAAUUCAUUGAUUCCUAAACUAAAUAACUUGAUCUUAAAGUUGAUGGCCUUGAUUUACAAGUAAAAGGACUUGAUAAAAAGGUUGAUGGAAUUGAUUAAAGAUUUUUUAAAGUAUAGGAGGAUAUAAAUUAUAUAAAAGAUUCCUUGACCUUGUUUUUUCAAAAAUAAUAGAAUCAGUGA